AUGUUGCUUAGUUUAGAUUCUUUUCUUUCAUUUAAUUUAAAAAUUCGAUUUAUUAGCAGAAUCUUCUACAUUGCAAUUUCUUUAACCUCUUCUUUCUUUCUUUUCUUUUCUUUCUUUUCUUUCUUUCCUUCUUUAACCCUUCAAAAUUUUUUUCUUUCUUUCUUUCUUUCUUUCUUUCUUUUUUCUUUCUUUAGAUUUUUUCAUUUCUUUUCUUUCCAUUCCGUCAUUUUUUUCUACUCUUCCUUUAGUUUUCAUUUUUUCCUUCAACUUUUUUCUUUACUUUAUCUACCUUCAUUUUCUUUCUUUCUUUCAUUCUUUUUUAACCUUUUUUUUCUUUUAGUUCUUUCUUUAACCUUUCCUUUCUUUCUUUCUUUCUUUCUUUCUUUCUUUCUUUCUUUUCUUUUUUUUUCUUUCUUUCUUUUGAUAAAAAAUUUCUUUCUUUCUUUCUUUUCUUUCUUUUUUCUUUUCUUUCUUUUCUUCUUUCUUUUAAUGCUCUCCUUUCUUUCUUUCUUUUCUUUUUUUCUUUCUUUCUUUCUUUCUUUUCUUUCUUUCUUUUCUUUCUUUCUUUCUUUCUUUCUUUUCUUUUUCUUUUCUUUUUUUUUUUUUUUUUCUUUCUUUCUUUUUAACCUUCUCCUUUCUUUCUUUUUUUUUUCUUUUAACCUUUUCUUUUUUUUCUUUCUUUCAUUCUUUUAUCCUCUCCUUUCUUUCUUUUGUCUUUCUUUAACCUUCCUUUCCUUUCUUUCUUUCUUUCUCUUUUUCUUUCUUUCUUUCUUUCUUUCUUUUCUUUUUUUCCUCUCCUUUUUUUUCUUUCUUUCUUUCUUUCUUUCUUUUCUUUCUUUCUUUCUUUCUUUUUCUUUCUUUCUUUUAAUCUUUUUUUUUUUUUCUUUUUUAACCUCUUUUCUUUCAUUCUUUUAUUCUUUCUUUCUUUCUUUUUUCUUUCUUUAA
Acanthosepion pharaonis is the source of this 945-nucleotide messenger RNA. The record is from the annotation of a GenBank genome assembly. Lineage: Eukaryota; Metazoa; Mollusca; Cephalopoda; Sepiida; Sepiidae.